AUGCAGGGUUUCUUCAAGUUUGGUCUUUUGGCAGCUGCUGCCUCGCUCUGCAGCGCUGCCUUCAAGGAGGGAUGCGCUGAUGCAGCCUGGGACUCGGAGACAGAUUAUUUCCUUCAAAAGUUCGAUGGUGACAAGAACCUGCCCUUCUCCCCCGAGUACAACAAGACAUAUGUCACCAUCAGGAAUCGCCAGCGCAGAUAUGUCGUGCUUCACUGCACCAAGGAGGCUCCCCCAAGGUCCAUCGUUGGAGAGAAUGCUCUGAUCGUACAGGUUCCCGUGAAGAACGUUGCAGCUCUGGAUGGUUUCUCUCAGAAUAUGAUUGAGAUGCUCGGCUUGUCCACGACAAUCAAGCGCACUGGUACAUACGCCGACGUGACCAGCUCCUGCGUCCGAGGCAAUAUGAUGGACAAGAUAACAUAUGAUGACGAAAACUGGGGCAGUGCCGAGGAGGUCGACGUCACAUUCUACGGCGACACUACCCAGUCCGACGACAAGAAGGUGCUCAUCUACAAUGUCGGCAAUCACGCCCCCCUGACUCAGCUGGCCUACAUCAAGUUCAUCUCCAUGUUUUACGGUCUUGAGGAGCUCGGCACCAAGCUGUAUGACGAGAUUGCCGCCAGCUACCGUUGUGCUGCGGCCAACGUCCAGCAAGCGAUUAUCGCUGGCUCUUAUCCCAAGGGCGCAUUCAUCUCCCCCAUUCAAAAAGACGGCGACAAGUUUACCGUUUUCCAGAGUGCUUGGUGGAACACCAUUCUUUCCGAUGCCGGAUCGCGUCUCGUCAAUGUCUCUGCCGAUGGAGAGGUCGCCGGCCAGGGCAACCCCACCAAGCCUGGACUGGUUUCCGUCAGCGCCAACAGCGAGAGCAAUGUGUUUGCCAAGAACAGCUGGGCGAUUAUCGAUACUACCCAGUACGACCAGCUUCCCGGCAAGCAGGCCCCGAAACAGUCUCCCCAUGCUGAGCGCGUCACGGCCGACACCUAUGCUGCUCGAUCCGGCGCAUCGAAGAACAUCUACGCCGUCGCAAACAAGAACGUCUACCUUGUGGACAAGGCCGAGAACCGCAACUUGCGCCAUAACUUCAAUGACCGCGGCAGCGCCCGUCCGGAUCUCGCCAUCCGCGAUGUCAUCUCCAUUGUUUCGCCCAAAUUGAAUCCCGACUACACAACCCAGUUCAUGCGCCCGGCCUCUAAGCCCGAUGAUCAGAUUGCUCUCCGACGAUACUCAAACACCUGCGCGAUCAAGGGCAAGGAGAUUGAGACGCUGAACAUUACCUCGUGUGCCAUGCCGGCGUGGGUAAACGGAUUCAACUCGACUGGUAUCUCGCCAAACGCCUACGGCCGUACUGACGACAUGGAAUCUCUUGCUCUUACGUCGGGUAGCGGCGGUCUCACUGGCGGUCAGAAGGCCGGCAUCGCCGUUGGCUCCGUUGUUGGCUUUCUUGUGAUUGCUGCGGCUGUGAUCUUUGGUAUUUUCAAGUGGCGUCGCUCCGCUGCGGAAAAGAAGAAGAAGGAAGCUGAGAUGCACCAGGUCGAGAAGGGCUCCAUCUCGAGUGAUUGA
Molecule: messenger RNA, 1557 nt
Organism: Akanthomyces muscarius
Lineage: Eukaryota; Fungi; Ascomycota; Sordariomycetes; Hypocreales; Cordycipitaceae
Exons: 3
Coding region: 1-1557 (518 amino acids)
Source: RefSeq, a predicted model, not a curated record